AUGAAUUUCCCUGUUGUGGAUAAUGACACGAAUGCAAACUAUGCUGGAAUUGCUGGAUAUGCUUUCUCUCUCAGCUUAAAGUCCGUACCCACGGAGGAAUUCCCGACUGAACUUCCUACCGCUCUUCCAUCUACUGAACUUCCUACUACCGAGGCUCCUACCACUGCUGCUCCCACUACUCUUCCUCCUACUGAGGCUCCUACUACUCUUCCUCCCACUGAGGCUCCUACGACUACUGCUCCUACGACUCUUCCUCCUACUGAGGCUCCUACCACUGCUGCUCCCACUACUGCUGCUCCUACCGAGGCGCCUACCACCCAGGCUCCUACGACUGCUGCUCCUACGACUCUUCCUCCUACUGAGGCUCCUACCACCCAGGCUCCCACCACUUUGCCUCCUACUGAGGCUCCCACGACUCCAUCUCCUGAAGACGGAAAAGUGACGAUUCGCCUUGAGCGUAUUUGCGGAACGGUUGCUCCUGAGGAGGAAUCCUUUGAAAUUUACGAAGGUGUCGAUAUUGAGAAUAGCACACCGCUUCCUGGUGGCCAGACGACUACUGAGGCUCCUACCACUCUGCCUCCUACUGAGGCUCCCACCACUCUGCCUCCUACUGAGGCUCCUACGACUCUUCCUCCUACUGAGGCUCCUACGACUCUUCCUCCUACUGAGGCUCCUACGACUCUGCCUCCUACUGAGGCUCCCACCACUCUGCCUCCUACUGAGGCUCCUACGACUCUUCCUCCUACUGAGGCUCCUACGACUCUGCCUCCUACCGAGGCUCCUACGACUCUUCCUCCUACUGAGGCUCCUACCACUUUGCCUCCUACUGAGGCUCCUACGACUCUUGCUCCUACCGAGGCUCCUACGACUCUUCCUCCCACUACUGCUGCUCCCACUACUUCUCCUAUUGAAUGUGACGAGAGACAGCUCGUGGUUACGGUUACUCGUACUUGUGGUCAGUUUGGAAAUGAAGAAGCGGUUAGCAUUUUUGAAGGAGAAAAUUUAUAUGGUAUUGCCGUUUAUCAGGAAACUGUUUGCACUGCUGGUACCUUCUAUUUCUGCAUGAAUGCUACUGUGCACACGAUGUUGUUAACGGAUAGUGGUGAAAAUGGUUGGGAUGCUGAAUCGUCUAUUACUUUGAAGAGUGGAGUUAUGUCUUUUUCUUACACUGUGAAAUUUGGAUCUGCUGCUGGUGCUACAUUCAAUCUGACUCCUACUGAGGCUCCUACCACUUUGCCUCCUACUGAGGCUCCCACGACUCUUCCUCCUACCACCCAGGCUCCCACAACCCAGGCUCCUACCCCCACUCCCACUCCCACUCCCACUCCCACUCCCACUCCCACUCCCACUCCUACUCCCAUAGCGUGGUUCCCCAUCUACGACCCCUUCAUCUUCGGCGAUAACAGCAACUACGCCACCCAGGAUACCUGCAAGGACGAAGUGAUUUCCGAUCUUGACGUCACUCGCUACUACUUAGCUGUCCGUGACGCCUAUCCUACCCUGGCUUUGAAGUACACGCGUGUCCUCGCUCUGUCGGGUAUGACCAGCGAAGCUCUGAACCUCUGGCACGAUUCUCUCAGUAAGCAGGAUCGCAAUCCGAGCCCUGUCGAUAUGUAUCUCUACUCGGACCUGCUCCGCCUGAACUUCCUGGACGCCUCCCUCGCGGAAAGCCUGAUCUCUCUGUCUCAGUACACCUACCCCUCUCGCAUCGUGUUCGGCAGAGGCACCUUCAAGCGCGAAGGACUCUACACGCUGCUCUCGUGGAUGUACAACAACCGGGAGAAGGGCUAUUUCGUGAACUUAGAGACGCUGCAAGUGAGCGAGCACCAGAUCGUCGAUUACGACGUGGAGCAGGCGGCUCUGAACCCGAACUAUUUGACGGAUCUUACCAACAACAUCAUCACGAUUAUUCAGAAUAUGUGCAAUGAUAAGGUCAACUUCCCUCACCUGAAAGAGCUGAACUUCAACCAGAACGGAUAUAACGACGAUUCCACCAACUUCGCUUCGCAGCUCCUCUCUGCAUACCAAGAAUCGACAGGAGUCACCAUUCUGGCGGAGCAGAAUGCCUACAUUACCUACCCUACUUUCUGUAUGAGUAAUCCUGAUAAUUCUCAGAGCGAGAAUGCUCAUUAUUACGAUGUUGAGGACCAGGCCGAUCUUGCUCAGUGCCGCUUCAAUUGGAACUGGGAGUAUGGAGGCAAUAUCAACAACAGCAAUGCUGGUCCUUACCCUAAUGAAAAUAGCCCGGAGUGCUGA
Blastocystis hominis is the source of this 2256-nucleotide messenger RNA. RefSeq lists its product as hypothetical. Bases 1 to 2256 code for a protein of 751 amino acids. The transcript has 2 exons. The record is from RefSeq and is a predicted model, not a curated record. NCBI's taxonomy places the organism in Eukaryota, Bigyra, Opalinata, Blastocystidae.